This is a messenger RNA of Heteronotia binoei (common prickly gecko), 1568 nucleotides long. RefSeq names its product zinc finger protein 277 (gene ZNF277). NCBI's taxonomy places the organism in Eukaryota, Metazoa, Chordata, Lepidosauria, Squamata, Gekkonidae. The record is from RefSeq and is a predicted model, not a curated record. The coding region runs from base 87 to 1412 and encodes 441 amino acids. The transcript has 12 exons.
ACCCGACAUGCUUUGCGCCGCCUGUUGGUAAAGAGCCUCCUUGCUCCUUUUUGGCCUAGGCGUUGACAAUAGUAAUAUUUGGAGGCAUGGCUGCUUCUCAGUGCGGGGAGAAGAAGAGGGAAAAUGACAGUAGAGAUUGUAUUUUGGAGCCACUUUCUCUGCCAGAAAGUCCAGGUGGUGUUUCUGCUGUAGAAGGCUGUCCAUCUGUGCCUUGCAUAUUCUGUGAAGAAUAUUCUCCUCUGUCAGAACAAAACCAACUUCUGAAGCACAUGAUCAUAGAGCACAAGCUUGUCAUAGCAGACAUCAAGCUGGUGGCAGACUUUAAGAGAUAUGUACUGUAUUGGAAGAAGAGGUUCUCUGAGCAGCCCAUCACAGACUUCUGUUGUGUAAUAAGAACAAAUUCUGAAGCGCCGUUAGAGGAACAAGACAAUUAUUUUCUUUUAUGUGAUGCUUUACCUGAAGACAGAGCACUAAGAGAGAAGCUCCAACAGCAGAGACUGCAGGAAGUUCUGGAGCAACAACAGCAAGAAAGAUACGAUACUGACUUCCGUGGUACAUGUAUGUUCUGUGAUAAAGAAUUCACUGGAAACAGGUCAGUCCUUCUCAAUCACAUGGCAAAUGAUCAUGCAUUCAAUGUCGGACUGCCAGAUAACAUUGUAAACUGGAAGGUAUUUUUUGAAGUUUUACAGAAGAAAAUUGACAGUUUGCAGUGUUUAUACUGUGAAAAAAUCUUUCGAGAUAAGAACACGCUCAAAGAUCACAUGAGAAAGAAGCAACAUCGCAAAAUCAAUGCCAAAAACAAAGAAUAUGACAGAUUUUAUAUUAUUAAUUACCUGGAAUUUGGAAAAUCUUGGGAAGAAGUUCAAUCCGAAGAUGAUCGGGAACUCUUAAACAACCAUGAAGAAGACUGGUCUGAUUGGGAAGAACAUCCUGUCUGUGUAGUCUGCCUCUUUUGUGAGAAGCAAACAGAAACUACAGAAAAACUGUAUGUUCAUAUGGAGGAGGCUCAUGGAUUUGACCUGCUAAAAAUAAAGUCUGACUAUGGUUUGAAUUUCUAUCAUCAAGUUAAAUUAGUGAACUUUAUCAGAAGGGAAGUCCACCAGUGUCGAUGUUACAGUUGCCAAAACAAAUUCCAGUCAAAAAAAGAAUUGACCAAUCAUAUGGAAGAGACCAAACACAUCACACUUCUGCCAGCCAGAUCCAUAUGGGAUCAACCACAGUAUUACUUUCCUACUUAUGAAAACGAUACACUUCUCUGCACACUCUCAGACAGUGAUGAUGAAUUGACAGCUGGGAAGCAAAAAGAGGAUGUGCCUGUCAUUUGUGAGGAUAUUUCUAACAUUGAGGCUCUGAAACGAAGCAGUGUGUUAAACCAACUUCUUCAAGAGGAGAUGAAUAAUGGAGAGCCCUGAUGUUAAGGAAAUUGUGUUCCUUAUUAUAUGAGCAAUUUGUCUUGCAGAGCAAAAUCCGAUUUGGUCACUUACUAGUGCAUAUCAUGAAUUCGUGAUUGCUGUAGACCAGCUUAUUGAAUGAGAAGCUCAAAUAAAAUAAAGAAGCAUUUUUAACCA